Molecule: messenger RNA, 402 nt
Organism: Paraglomus occultum
Lineage: Eukaryota; Fungi; Glomeromycota; Glomeromycetes; Paraglomerales; Paraglomeraceae
Source: the annotation of a GenBank genome assembly
AUGCGCCUUCAGGGAUCUCUAGUUAUUGAAUCUAAGAACGACGAUGAGACAUGCACAGAUGAGGACGUAGACGAUAGUGAGAGUGAUUGUGAUGAUGUAAUAGUCACGGAAGACUUUGACGAGGAGGAAUCUGUGCCGUUACUAGAUUCAGAAACACCAACAGCUGAAGAUUACGACCGCAUAGUUCCUGAAAGCACGAACGAAUAUCUAUUGAAACGAUGCUUCGUGUCUAUACCUGGACAUUGGCUACAGCGAAUUGUGUUUGAUCGUCGCAACGAAGGACGAGAUCCUUUACUUCACGCGAGAUUAGGCUAUGAGACUGAUGUGAAGGUAAAUUUUGGUGGCUAUAUGGAAGAACGGAAAUCGCGUGGCAUUCCUCAAUGUUCAUUGGCAAAGGACUGA